Messenger RNA from Cladophialophora yegresii CBS 114405, 2613 nucleotides. RefSeq lists its product as uncharacterized. The transcript is spliced from 2 exons. Gene Ontology annotation, cellular component: cytoplasm. The coding region runs from base 1 to 2613 and encodes 870 amino acids. The record is from RefSeq and is a predicted model, not a curated record. NCBI's taxonomy places the organism in Eukaryota, Fungi, Ascomycota, Eurotiomycetes, Chaetothyriales, Herpotrichiellaceae.
AUGGUCAAGGCGGAUAUCAAACGGGACUACUAUGCGGACCUGGAACUGGCCUCCAACGCAGACACGGAAGAGAUCAAAAGACAGUUUCGACUUCUGGCGAAGCAAUAUCAUCCCGAUCGCAACCCCGGCCAUGAAGUCGAAGUCGUCCCCAAGUUCCAGGCCGUCCAAGCCGCGCAUGAGAUCCUCAGCGACCCAGUAGAGAAAGCCAAAUAUGAUGCUGGUCGGGCAAGGCUCGCGGCUAAAAUCGCGGCUGCGAAUACGAAUUACACCUCUGAUCCCUACAGCUACACAAGGCCAACCAAUCCUAAACCUGCUAAACAGCAAUCUCCCUUUCCACCACCGCCCAAGUCGACAGCACAGCGCCCGCCCCAGCCGCCGAAUCAGCGCCCACCGGCGUCAGCUGGUGCCGACAAGUUCAAUGCCUUCACCCGUGGUGCGCCGUCAUGGGAUCGGGCAAAGUACGACGAAGCGAGAGCAGAGGCUGCUGCUAGGGCAUUUCCCAACUUGAGACCUACGUCGUCUGGACAACCCAUGCCACCACCGCCCAGGUCGACACCCCGGGCUCCAACUGCGCCCAAAUCAUCGUCCACUUCGGACAUGCCCCAUGUUCCAAACGUCCCGCCGACAAGUUUCCCCGGCAUGUCGAGGACAACGAGUUCAAGAGGGAGCUAUCAAGCCGCCGACAUCCAGCAAGGUCCUCGCUCGGCCUUUUCAUAUGUGUCCGGGACACGAGGGCCGCAACAGCCCAAUCCUCAUAUCAAUGUGCAAGAACCCUACUCCAUGCGAUCACCACCAGUGUCAAGGGUCAGACCCUCGGUGAGUCCUCUGCGCCACACCAGAUCUUCAGACUAUGACAUGAGGUAUGAUCUUGGAGCACGUCCACCAUCAAGAUACAGUGGUACCGGAGGAGAGAGAACAGAUCUUCAUGGGGACGGACUGCACCGCUCGUCAAGCGUCCGUAACUCGCCCAUUGAUGAUCGAGGUCCAUUCGGCAGGUCGACAGCUCGAUUUGAGAAUCUGCCUCGGCAUCGCAGCGCAAGUCCCGGUAUGAGAGGUGGCGAUAAUGGAGAUUUUUCCGAGUCAUCGAGCAGUGAGGAAGAGACGUUGCAUAUGAAUUCGCGGCCGAAGGCUCAACCUCGAUCAACCCGGCCCCAGAUGCGUUCAAACCUUAGCUACGACAUCUCGAACAACCCUGGUUUGACGGGUCAAUAUCCCAGUACUAACUACAACAGAAUUGUUGACGAGAGCCGCUAUCAGUAUCCUCCGCCCGAACCGAGGGAGCCCAGUCGCAAGCCCUUUCCGGACGUGGCCUCCCUGGACGCGGAGAAGCCCAAUGAGUUGCACGGCGAUGAUGGAGGACAGGAUAAGCCCGAGUAUGCUCCCCCUACGAUGGAUUCCCACGCAUGGUCCCAAAACUUGAGUCGCAGUCACAGAGGGUAUUCUUUCAAUGGAUUCCCUCCGUGGGCGGUUCCCUCAAGCGUCUUCCCCGUGACGAAGCCCCUCGGGAAAAGUGACAUGCGCCCGAGCAGCUAUCGUUUUCUUCACAUGUGCAACAGUAGAGCUGACCAAGAUGUUAGUAAUGCGUCUGUCCAUCCGAAUGCGCAGUCCACCUUCGACGCGGCAAAAUGGCAUGACGAGCUGAAGUCAGACAAUAUCUUCCGGCCUGACGAGUCGCAAAUGCGGAAAUCGCCGUCGAAAACCAGUCGGCCCGGAAGCAAACCGGCAACGGGCAGGGGUAGAGCUCAAUCCAGAACCACAGAGGAUCCAUCCCUUCCCACGAUGUCUCCAAAUGGCGGUAAGCACACAGCAUUCCAACCUGGAAAGCUGGCAGACGAUUUCGCCGCUCGAGCGACAGGCAAAUCGAAGACCACGCGCGUAUCUCCUGAUUCAGAUUCGUCGGUGGACUCUCGAGAUCGCUAUGUGGUGGUGGAGGAAGACGCAAUGGACGUUGACGCACCCCCGACAAACGGGCCCCAUCCUACCGUCCCCAACGGUGUUAAGGCCGCGGCGACCGAGUCACCACGUGAGCAAAAGCGUCGAUCUUCGCACGGAGGAGUUGAUCUGAAAGACUUCACUCAGCAAGCACCAUUUGCAUCAACAUCUGCGGGCCUUGGAAGCUUGAAGGACGAUCUUGAAACCCAUCUACCCUUCGAGUCUCGCGCGGCAAAGGAUGUGAACUUGAACCGGACCGUGUCCGCACGGCUUCGAGCGCUGAAUCUCCCAAAACCACCAAAACAUGUCGUUCCGCCCGCGGAUGAUCGACUGGAUAAGCCGAACUUCGACCAGUACGUGCAGAACAUGCAGAACUAUAUGCGCGAAUGGAACCACUUCAAUGCCAAGAUGAUCGAGCAUUUCCGCGCCCGUCAAGAUAAGGUCUGCGGCACCAUGAGCCAGAACUGGAUUGCACAGUUCGGUGAUGGCCCCGACGCGGAGGCAUUAGAGAAAGACGAGAAAGGAGAUAAGCAGGCGGGCUACGCGGCUUAUAUGCAGUGGUUGAAAGACGACGGACAGUGUCGGGAUUGGUGGGAGGAGGCGAAUGAGAAGCACUUGAAGUGUUUGGAGGAUUUGGGGAGGGUGAGGGAGCUGGCGAAGAAAAAGUUGAGGCCUGCAUGA